Lentinula edodes (shiitake mushroom) is the source of this 708-nucleotide messenger RNA. RefSeq lists its product as uncharacterized. NCBI's taxonomy places the organism in Eukaryota, Fungi, Basidiomycota, Agaricomycetes, Agaricales, Omphalotaceae. The record is from RefSeq and is a predicted model, not a curated record. The transcript has a single exon. Bases 1 to 708 code for a protein of 235 amino acids.
AUGCGUGCCUCGGGAAUUCCAUGUUGGCUGUCCGACCUGGACUGGGUGAUACAACAUCUACCGGGCUGCUCUCUCUCUCUCCCACCUCUCCCCAUCAUCUCCGAGGAAAGCAUACUCGCGCUCAUCAAGUCCAUCACAGCCGAAACAAAUUCGCGCUUACAAACCGAGAUUGACUACAGCAACCGACUUGCUCUCUUACAACACCGCCUUGAACCACAGAAGACAGGACCCAACAAACUCAUUACCCGUACCCUCCGCCACUACCUCACGCAUGUAUACAAAUCCCAUCACCGUCUCUCACUCACCCGUCUACUAUGUGGGGAUAUGGUGCCCAUCACUUUCCACUCUUCCCCAGCUCGUAUUCACUCACUCAACCUCGAUGAAAACCAUUCGAAACGGUGUCGUGCUUGUCUUUCACCGCUGCAACCUGAAUCCCCACAACACGUCCUUUUACAGUGCACUGCAAAUGCCGCAAUCACUACUUUAAGGAACGAAUUCCUCGUUGAUGUCGCCGUGUUCAUCCCCCUACCAACAACUCGGACUUUCACCAAUGUUGAAUCUCUGUAUUACCUCAAGGCUUUUAUAUUCAAUUGGAGUACAGUACGUCGGGUUGCGCGAUUUAUUCAUGAAGUAGUUGUGAUAUGGAAGGCCUUUACACACCAAGAAUUGGAUGGGAGCUAUGACGAAAGUUCUAACGAGAACGAUUAA